Rubroshorea leprosula is the source of this 1483-nucleotide messenger RNA. The record is from the annotation of a GenBank genome assembly. Lineage: Eukaryota; Viridiplantae; Streptophyta; Magnoliopsida; Malvales; Dipterocarpaceae.
AUCAUUGCAUGAGCUGAAGCAACAUUUUGAUUCAAAGACUUGAAUAUUAUAGCAGAGGUGAAAUGGUCGUUGAAGAUUUGAACUAGCUAUAGUUGGUCAGUAUGUGGGUUUUUGCGCUGAGUAAGUUCAAACCAUUUUUAAGAGAAAUUUAGGUACAUCAUAAAAGUUCUUUUAAUGGAAUUGCUUCUUUAGCCCUCUUUUCACUGUCACAACAUUUAAGCAAAGAAAGGACCAAUUGUCUGCUGUAAGGAAGUUUAUGAUUGAUAUGAUGAUAUCAGAUUUUUUUGUUGAAACCGGAGACAACCACAUAUCACUAGUUUGAAGCUGAGACCUUGCUCAUUCGUACUAUAUUUCACAUUGCAUUCACUCUUUUACUUUACUACUAUUUCUCUUCCAUUUUUGUUGUCCAUUUACAUCUUACAGGUGCAAUUAAACUGAAUGGGGGAUACUUGGCAGAUGACAGUGGCAGUAGGAGCUGAUGAUGUUUGGCAUGAGAUUGUGUAAAGGUGGGGAAUUAUUGGAGAGAAUUCUAUCAAGAGGUGGUAGAUGCACUGAAGAAGAUGCUAGAACUAUAGUUGUACAAAUUUAAGUGUAGCUGCUUUUUCUCGUGUUCAAGGUGUUGUGCACUGUGAUCUAGAGACAGAGGAAACUCAUCAUGGAUGACAAUAUUCUUUUCUCAUUUACUUUUUUGUUGCAUCUAUUGCUUAUAUCUGGUAGAAUGACUUUGUGUCAUGCCCCAAAUUUCAGUUAUUCAAUGUGACUACUCGGCAGAAUUUUCCUUUUACCACUAAACAGGAUGCUGCUUCAGUAAAGAUUAUUGAUUUUGGUUUACUGGAUUAUGUAAGGCCAGAUAGUUUUGAAAAUGCAUUCACUGUUUUCUUUCAAUUACGAUUUGUUUGUCUAUAAUGGCAAAUGUUGUAAUGAUGUACAAAUCAAUCAGCAUCCUCUGUGUUUGUCUUGUUCUGGAUAAAAAUGUUCUUCAAAGAUCAACGUCUCAAUGACAUUGUUGGUAGUGCAUACCAUGUCGCACCUGAAGUUCUCCAUAGAUCUUACAGUCUCGAAGCUGACAUGUGGAGUAUUGUGGUUGUAAUCAAUUUAUUGUUGUGUGGAACCAAAUCAGGAAAUCUUCGUUCUGUGCUCAGUGCUAAUCCAAACUUUGAUUGUUCAUCCGAAGCUAAAGAUUUUGUGAAAAGGCCUCUGAACAAGGACCACAGGAAAAGAAUGACCGCUGCUCAAGUUUUAGAUCACCCAUUGUUGCAGCCUGCAAACUGACAACUGUGAUGUGCCAAGAACAAGGCUUAUCCUAGACUUGUUUGGCAUAGGGCUCGGUCAAAGCUUGACAGGGCUUAGUCCACUAAAGAACUGUAGUUGAUUAAGUCUGCAUUUUUUACGAGAGAGAGAGAGAGAGAGUUUUGUUAUCCAUUUAGUCGUAUUUGGCUUGAAUUUGGGUUAGUUGAUGGUUAAAUAAGUUUCUGGAUACCGA